AUGCCUCAUGGCCAUAGUAGUAAGCUCUGGGUCCGAAGUGGUGACUACUCUAUGGAGGAUGGUCAGGCCAUUUCAGCAGAAGAGAAAGAGAAAACUCCUUUCUUCCCUCUCAUUUGUAGAGCUGAUAUUCAGUGCUCUUCUGUUGCUGAAUCACUUGUCAAAUGUAAGAAUUCUCAACAGCACACCACUGCUUCUGUAAGUGCUCUGUGCAUAAAAUCUGAUGAAGAUGCCAAGAUCCAAGAUGAUGAGAGGUCAUGUACUUUCUGGACGCUGUCCCCAACUAGCAAUUCAUCUUCAACUGUGAGAGAUGAAAUAGCAGUUUCACUGGUACAGUUCAUGCUGCAAAAGUAUAGCAUGAGGCAGCCAAUAACAAAGGAAGAAAUACUAAAGCAUGUAAUUCUACAAAAAGAGGAUGAUUUUCCUGAGAUUCUUAAGAAAGCCUCUGAAGUCAUGGUGCUGGCCUUUGGCAGUGAUAUUAAAGAAACUGAUGCAACCAAACAAAGAUAUGCUCUUGUCAGCAUAAUCAGGCCUAAUGGUGAUGAAAUACUGAAUGGGGAGACAAUCCAGCCCAGGAGUGGCAUCUUGAUGAUCCUGCUGUGUCUGAUCUUUAUGAAUGGCAACUGUGCUAAUGAGGACUAUAUCUGGGAAGUGCUUAGUGUUAUGGGGCUAUAUUCUGGAGUCAAUCACCGCAUCUAUGGAAAUGUCAAGAAGCUCAUCACUAAGGUUUCGUGA
Messenger RNA from Rattus norvegicus (Norway rat), 732 nucleotides. The record is from RefSeq and is a predicted model, not a curated record. NCBI's taxonomy places the organism in Eukaryota, Metazoa, Chordata, Mammalia, Rodentia, Muridae.